Molecule: messenger RNA, 938 nt
Organism: Mycena citricolor
Lineage: Eukaryota; Fungi; Basidiomycota; Agaricomycetes; Agaricales; Mycenaceae
Source: the annotation of a GenBank genome assembly
AUGGCAGAACUUCGCACAUGGUGGGAUUCGAACGCGUACGAUGUGAUUGAUGGUCACAAUAUGCUCGCACAAGACGCAGCGUCCUUCAAGAACACUCUCAAAAGACAAGACUUCACGUCAUGGCACUCCAAGUCCUCUAAAUCUGCGAAAGACGCUCCCGCCUCCGAUCCCCCAGUCGACGACAACACUGCUGAUCCUGACUACGUCCCUGAGCCCACAAAGAAGAAGGCGCGACCAAAAUCCAAUGUUGUCUGGUCGCAGCCGGCGGAUACAGGCACAGGGAACAAUGUCAACACGCAGCUGGUGUAUGCUGUCGACUACUUGAAGUCGACACCAAACCCUUCGCGUCUAGAAGACAUUGCACUGAUCACGGGUACCCCACUGCUAGAGGAUUCCGUGUUACUCGAGAAGUUCAAGAGCCACGACCGAAUCGAAUACAAUGCCAAGACCGACCUGUACUCGUACAAGCACGAAUUCACGUUCCGAAACAAAGCAGCGCUGCUGACCGAGAUACAACGUGCCACCAAGAACGGACGCGGUAUUCACGUGAAAACGCUCAAGGAAGUUUGGAAAGAGGCACCGCAGGCAGUCGAAGAGCUGGAACAGGAAGGUGAGGUGCUUGUGACGAGGACAGUGAAGGACGGUCAGCUGCGAAUGGUGUUCUGGAACGAAAUCAAACCAACAGAGGAAAGCGGUGGGAUGCCCGUCGAGAAAGGCGGCCUGAAGCUACCCGACGACGUGGAAUUGCGACGAGAUCUCUCCAAAGAGGGGUUGCAGCUCACAGCGGCAGCACAGGCACCGAUACGCGCCCCGACGACGAAAAAGAAGGGCAAGCGAGGCGGAGCACCCCGGCAGCGACAAGUUCGUCUUACGAACACUCAUUUGGCGGGCGACAUCGACCUGACCCGGGAUUUCGUUCCUCCGGGCAAAUGAGAGAG